Molecule: messenger RNA, 1074 nt
Organism: Saccharomyces mikatae IFO 1815
Lineage: Eukaryota; Fungi; Ascomycota; Saccharomycetes; Saccharomycetales; Saccharomycetaceae
Gene: AIM23
Product: Aim23p
Exons: 1
Coding region: 1-1074 (357 amino acids)
Source: RefSeq, a predicted model, not a curated record
AUGUUAAAACUACUUUUGAGAGAAGCUGUAUCACGAAAAACGCUGUUAAAGAGUUUUAGAUAUUUCCACUUCACAAAAUAUUCCCACAGAGACAAUUUAUCACCCACCACAGAUAUAUUUCGCAACGCAAUGAAACGCAAACGUGAGCUGGCCAGUCUCAGGGAACAAAAUCAUGGAAGUGCAUCUAAAAAUGCUGUUCUUCCUACAGGGUAUAUAAAGCGUCAAAAACAACCGCAAAGAAAUGCUACCAAGAAAAAGAGAAUCUUCAUAACAUGGAGCACUGGAACAGAUAGAGCUAAAGAGGCCGCAAAUUCAGUUGUUACUGAAAUAUUUAAAAAAAAUUAUAAGGGAAACAUUAAAGUUGUAGAUCCUACUACUCACAGAAUCGAAGCAUCAAAUAUUAGGUAUUUUGCCAAGGGCAUUGACCUUGAUAAAGUCGGAUUGAGUAUUGUCAACGUUGAGCAAAUUGAUGAUGAAAAUCAAGUCCCACUUGUUAAAAUAGUGGAAAGUCGAGUGGCGUUAAAAAAAUACUCAGACUUCCUUGCUAAAAAGAAAGAGAAGGAACUAAUGCAACUGGGAGUAUUAAAUAAAUCUUUCAAAAAUUUAGUAACCGAUAAAAAGGAAGGUAACUUGAAGCAUAUAAAAAUAUCAUGGCAGAUUGAGAAUGAUGACUUAGAAAAGCAAAAGGCACACGAAAUAGUUUCAUUGUUAAAAAAAGGAAGUAAAGUAACAUUAUAUCUUGAUGACAAGAAUAAUAUAAACUCGAACAAUUGGCUUGAGAGUUUUGAAGAGCUAGACCACUUCCAAAAAGAUAGCGCAACCAGACUGUCAAAAUUAGUGUUGCAAAAAAGGGCAGCUGUUCUGGAGAUAUUGAAAGAAACAGUCAAAGAGCAUGCUAAUGAUCCUGUUUUGCUAGGUAACAUAGGCACAAAAAUGAUAAUGAAAUUGACGCCAAAAGAUGUUAAACCACAGAACAACGAUAAAAAGAUGCUAAAGGAAUUGAGGAGACAAGAGAGACAAGAAAAGUUAAAUAAAAGAAUUGAAAAAAAGAAAGAAAAAAUGAAGGAAAUGUAA